Molecule: messenger RNA, 1370 nt
Organism: Drosophila obscura
Lineage: Eukaryota; Metazoa; Arthropoda; Insecta; Diptera; Drosophilidae
Gene: NANS
Product: sialic acid synthase
Exons: 2
Coding region: 22-1140 (372 amino acids)
Biological process (GO): carbohydrate biosynthetic process
Molecular function (GO): N-acylneuraminate-9-phosphate synthase activity
Source: RefSeq, a predicted model, not a curated record
UCCAAUUAAGCUGAUUCCGCAAUGAUGUUACUGGACAUUUUAGAGAAAAAGAUAGAUGAUGCUGUCUACAUAAUAGCUGAAAUUGGACAAAAUCAUCAGGGAUGCCUAGAAGUGGCCAAAAGGAUGAUACUAGAGGCAAAAAAAGCAGGAUGCCAUUGUGUGAAAUUUCAAAAAUCGGAUUUAUCAGCUAAAUUUACACGGUCCGCCCUGGCUCGCGAGUACGUGAGCGAAAAUGCUUGGGGCAAGACAUAUGGAGAGCACAAGGAAUAUCUUGAGUUCACCAGAGAGCAGUACCAAGACUUGCAGGCGUACAGUCGUCAGCUAAAUGUCGAUUUCACUGCAUCGGCAAUGGAUGGGCUCUCGUUGGACUUUCUGGCAGACCUAAAGGUACCGUUCAUUAAAAUUGGAUCCGGAGAUGCCAAUAACUUUCCGCUUUUAAAAAAGGCAGCUGGCCUUGGAAUACCUUUAGUCAUCUCAACAGGAAUGCAGACAAUCCAAACGGUUGACAAAAUUGUCAACAUAAUGGAGGACGCUGGAAAAUUGGACUAUGCACUCAUGCAUUGUGUCUCUGCAUACCCAACAGCACCCAAAGAUUGCAAUUUGCGCUUGAUUUCCAUGUUGAAGCAUCGCUUUCCCAAUGUAGUCAUUGGCUAUUCCGGACAUGAGCUUGGUAUAGCCAUUACCCAGGCAGCUGUCUUGCUGGGCGCCAGGAUAGUAGAGCGCCAUUUCACCCUAGACAAGAAUCAAAAGGGUUCCGACCAUCGUUGCUCACUUGAACCGCUUGAAUUUGAAUCUCUGAUCGUGGCAAUUCAAAGGUUUAAACUCAAGCAACUACCCUUAGAGGCAGAUGGAAUAAUUUCAAUGCUGGGUGGCGAUCAGGAACUGGAAGAAGCACUUCAAUACAGUGGCGAAAAAAAGAUUUUGCCAUGCGAGUUGCCAUGUCGAAAUAAGCUCGGAAAAUCUCUUGUAGCUGCUCGGACCCUUCACAAAGGCCUCAAGCUUCAAUUGACCGAUGUGGCCAUCAAAGUUAGUGAGCCCAACGGCCUACAUGCCGAGGAAUAUUUUGACAUAGUCGGCAAGGAAUUAACAAACAGUGUCUAUGAGGAUGAACCCAUAACCGGGAACAUAGUAAAGUUUUAAGUCAAUACUCUAGCACACAAUAAAGCGUGUGCAAUUUUUAAAUACAUGUCUAAAAACUAGUCAUAUUCGCUGCUCUAUUCGGCUCCAUCCUCGCUGCCUUCAUCCUCGUUCUCAUUUUCGAUCAUCUCAAUGUCCUCCUCCAGAUCGCCCUCUUUCUUGUCCGUUGGCUUCUCAUAAACGGCAGUCAGGGGUGACACGCACACUCCAUUCCACACUGACAUUUCGCGUAC